AUGUCACUCAUUCCUAGCAUUUUUGGUGAGCGAAGAACCAACGUGUUUGAUCCAUUUUCUCUAGACAUAUGGGACCCUCUUGAUGGGUUCUUCACCUCAGCCGUGGCCAAUGUGCCCUCUUCAGCUCGUGAAACAUCUGCAUUUGCAAAUGCAAGAAUCGACUGGAAGGAAACCCCAGAAGCUCACAUUUUCAAAGCUGAUCUUCCGGGGCUGAAGAAGGAAGAGGUGAAAGUUGAAGUUGAAGAGGGUAGAGUUCUUCAGAUAAGUGGAGAAAGGAGCAAAGAGCAAGAAGAGAAGAAUGACAAGUGGCACCGCGUGGAGAGGAGCAGUGGGAAGUUCCUGAGGAGGUUCAGGUUGCCUGAGAAUGCAAAGAUGGAGCAAGUGAAAGCUAGCAUGGAGAAUGGAGUGCUCACUGUGACUGUUCCUAAGGAGGAGGAGAAGAAGCCUGAAGUUAAGGCCAUUGAGAUUUCUGGCUAAUUAAAUCAAAAUGCUUGUUCCGAGAUUGUGUUUAUUUCGUUGGUUUUCCAGUUAAUUGUCUGAAAAAAAAAAA
Pistacia vera is the source of this 550-nucleotide messenger RNA. RefSeq names its product 18.1 kDa class I heat shock protein-like. The coding region runs from base 1 to 477 and encodes 158 amino acids. Gene Ontology annotation, biological process: protein folding; response to hydrogen peroxide; response to heat. Lineage: Eukaryota; Viridiplantae; Streptophyta; Magnoliopsida; Sapindales; Anacardiaceae. The record is from RefSeq and is a predicted model, not a curated record. The transcript has a single exon.